Messenger RNA from Neopelma chrysocephalum (saffron-crested tyrant-manakin), 1260 nucleotides. RefSeq names its product zinc finger protein 664-like. Gene Ontology annotation, biological process: regulation of transcription by RNA polymerase II. Gene Ontology annotation, cellular component: nucleus. Gene Ontology annotation, molecular function: RNA polymerase II cis-regulatory region sequence-specific DNA binding; DNA-binding transcription factor activity, RNA polymerase II-specific. Lineage: Eukaryota; Metazoa; Chordata; Aves; Passeriformes; Pipridae. The transcript has 2 exons. The annotation marks the transcript as partial. The record is from RefSeq and is a predicted model, not a curated record.
UUCUUCUUCCCAAAGCUUGGCCAGAUGAAGGAGGCUGUGAGGAAGAGGAAGAUGCUGCGGGCCCCCUGGGCAGGUGAGGAGGAACUGAGGACGGAGAGCACGGAGGACAAAUCCCCCCGGCAGACCCUGGUGGGAGAGGCCGUUUUGAACGGCUCCACGGUGCGGGAAGGCAGCGGGGAGGAAAAGCCCCGGAGAUCCCCCCGGAGGAGGGGCUCCAAAGCCAGCCCAGGGUGCUCUGAGGAGGAAAGAGGCAGCCUGUGCCGGGAAGGCGGCCGGAGCUUGAGCCGGAGCUCCGAGCUGGUGGUGCAGGAGCGCGUCAGUGCCGUGGAGAAGCCCUACAAGUGCCCCAGUUGUGGGAAGAGCUUCAACAGCAGCUCCAAGCUCCUCGCCCACCAGCGUGUCCACACUGGGGAACGGCCCCACGAGUGUGAGGAAUGUGGGAAGACCUUCCUUUAUAGCUCCCACCUCCUCACCCACCGCCGGGUGCACACGGGGGAACGGCCCUACAAGUGUUUGGAAUGCGGGAAGGGCUUCGCCGUCAGCUCUCGCCUGAUCUGCCACCAGCAGAUCCACACUGGGGAACGGAGGCCCCGGCCCUACAAAUGUGGGGAAUGCAAGAAAAGCUUCACAUACAAUUCUGAACUCGUCACCCACCAGCGCGUGCACACAGGGGAGAAACCCUACGUGUGUGGGGAAUGCAAGAAAAGCUUCACAUACAAAUCUCAACUCGUCACCCACCAGCGCGUGCACACGGGGGAGAAGCCCUACAAGUGCUUGGAAUGUGGGAAGAGCUUCAACAUCAAAUCCAACCUGACCCAGCACCAGAAGACCCACACUGGGGAACGGCCCUACCAAUGUCUCGAGUGUGGGAAGAGGUUUCGGAGCAGCUCGGGUCUCCUCAAGCACCAGCAGACGCACACGGAUGAGAGGCCCUUCCGCUGCACCGACUGUGGGAAGGGCUUCAAACAAAACUCCAACCUCAUCACCCACCAGCGCAGCCACACUGGGGAGAGGCCCUACAAGUGUGGGGAGUGUGGGAAGAGGUCUCGGAGCAGCUCGGAUCUCCUCAAGCACCAGCAGACGCACACGGAUGAGAGGCCCUUCCGCUGCACCGACUGCGGGAAGGGCUUCAACCAGAACUCCACCCUCGUCACCCACCGGCGCAUCCACACUGGGGAGAGGCCCUACAAGUGCAAGGAGUGUGGGAAGAGCUUCACCUGGAGCUCUACCUUGACCAGACACCAACAGACCCACCAGUAA